Messenger RNA from Myotis brandtii (Brandt's bat), 1950 nucleotides. It is a transcript of the gene CEP70, whose product is annotated as centrosomal protein 70kDa. Lineage: Eukaryota; Metazoa; Chordata; Mammalia; Chiroptera; Vespertilionidae. Bases 315 to 1940 code for a protein of 541 amino acids. The transcript has 17 exons. Gene Ontology annotation, cellular component: centrosome. The record is from RefSeq and is a predicted model, not a curated record. Gene Ontology annotation, molecular function: gamma-tubulin binding. Gene Ontology annotation, biological process: regulation of microtubule cytoskeleton organization; cilium assembly.
ACCUAGAUGAAGAUCCAGUUUCAAACGUGAGAUUCACUGGGUGAUCAUUUCAUUGAAAUCAACUUGAAUGACCAGAUAAAAAGUGCAAGAGGAAUGUGCUGUGACUGAGUGCUACAAGAGCAUAUAACGAGAACCUGAUCUAGUCAUGGAAUCAGGGGAGAUUUCCCUGAAGAAGGAAAUUUGAGCUGACAUCAGAAGAUCAAGCAACUCAAAAUUUUUCACUGCCAGUCUCUACUUCUUUGGUUCUGCAAAGGAAAACUAUAUCUCCAGCAGCCCCUCAAGUCCAGCAGUCCAGUAAAUCAUCAAACAGACUCAUGACUGAAAAACAGCAGGAAGAAGCAGAAUGGGAGAGCAUAAAUGUGCUGUUGAUGACGCAUGGCUUAAAACCUUUAGUUCUAGUCAAAAGAACAGAUCUUAAAGAUCUCAUCGUUUUUGACAAACGGUCAUCACAAAGGAUGAGACAGAACUUGCAAACGUUGAUGGAAGAAACAGCGCGUCAACAGAAUGUGAUCCAGGAGCUCAUAGAAACUAAUCAGCAGCUUAAAAAAGAACUUCAACUAGAAAAAUGCCGAGCAGUAGAUCAGGAACAACGAGCUAAUGACUUGGAAGAAAUAAUGGAGGGUGUGAAAUCCAAAAUUGGUGAAUUGGAGGAUGAAUCCAUAAAUAGAGUUUGCCAGCAGCAGAAUAAAAUGAAAGAUCUUCAAAAGGAGCAUAAAGCUUUACAGGUACUGAAAAGAAUAAUAAAUGCUACAGUAUCACAUUUUGAAAUAAUUUAUUUCCUGUUUUCUAGGUUGCUUUGCCUAAUUGACUACUAUGAAUCCAAAAUUAGAAAACUUCAUAAACAAAGGCAAUAUAAAGAAGAUGAAAGUCAAUCGGAAGAAGACUACAGCAGCCUUGAUGCCUCACCAACUUAUAAAGGCCUUCUACUGUCAUUACAGAAUCAACUGAAGGAAUCAAAAUUUAAGAUUGAUGCACUUUUAAGUGAAAAGCUGAAUCUCCAAAAAGAUUUGGAAACCAGGCCCACACAGCAUGAAUUAAUACUUUAUAAACAACAGGUGAAGAAACUGGAGAAAGCCCUAAAGAAAAGCAUCAAAUUACAAGAUUGUCUCAGUCAAAAGACGGAGGACACAGAGAAAAAAGAUGACUCCCUCAAAGAUAACCAGCAGCAGGCCCUAAUCGACCAGAGAUGCUUUCAGGUACUGAGUAGCAUCAAUUCAAUUAUUCACAAUCCAAGAGCUCCAGUAAUACUUUAUAAACAGAGCAAAGGAGGAGUCCAACAUUUUAAUAAAGAUUUUGAUCAAGAUUGUGGAUUUGAGCAUCUUGUUCCUAUCUUAGAAAUGUGGGCAGAUCAACUGACUUCCCUAAAGGAUUUGUAUAAGUCCUUGAAAACACUAUCUGCAGAAUUGGUGCCUUGGCAUAAUUUAAAGAAGCAGGAUGAAAAGGAAGGUAUCAGAGUUGAAGAUCUGUUGUUUAUAGUAGAUACCAUGUUGGAAGAAGUUGAAAAUAAGGAAAAGGACAGGAACAUACCAAACUUUAAAACUUUGCAAGCUAUUGUUUCUCAUUUCCAAAAAUUAUUUGAUGUGCCUUCUUUAACUGGAGUCUAUCCCCGAAUGAAUGAAGUUUAUACUAGGCUUGGAGAACUGAACAGUGCUGUGAGAAACCUCCAAGAACUCUUAGAAUUAGAUAGUUCAUCCUCAUUGUGUGUGCUGGUAAGCACAGUUGGAAAAUUGUGUAGGCUGAUUAAUGAGGAUAUGAAUGAACAGGUUAUGCAGGUAUUGGGACCUGAGGACCUCCAAAGCAUUAUCAUCAAAUUGCAAGAACACGAGGAAUUUUUUCCAGCAUUUCAGGCAUUCACUAAUGAUCUACUUGAAAUCUUAGAAAUUGAUAACUUGGAUGCCAUUGUACCUGCAGUAAAGAAAUUAAAAGUACUUUCAUACUGAAAACAAAUCA